CAAGGCAAACUCACAAUAGUAAGCAGCCAGCAAUGUAGCACGUAGGUACAAGUGACAAAAAAGGGAUUAGAACAGAGACAAUACACAAAAAGGCCUAAUAAUAAUUAAGGACAAUAAGGAAAGGCAUAGGAAGAGGAACAACUGGAAGAAAUAUAAAGUGCUUAUUGUAAAGAAGCAGAACAGCCUUCAUGAGCCUUCUAUCCCAGCUCUGCCCAUUUGCCUUGGGGUGUAAUGUCUUCAUCAUCUUCACCCUUCUGCUUCUGCUGUUGGAUUUCAUGAAGCGCAGGAAACCCUGCACAGACUUCCCUCCCAGCCCCCCCUCCUGGCCCUUUGUGGGGAACCUGCUGCAGAUGGACUCUUCAAGCCUCAGUAACAGCUUCAGACAGUUAAAGAAACAAUAUGGAGAUGUAUUCAGCCUGCAGUUCUAUUGGCAAAAUGUGGUGGUGCUGAAUGGGUAUGAGGCGAUCAAGGAAGCUCUGCUCCAGAAGUCUGAGGAUUUUGCUGAUCGGCCCCCAUUUGAACUGUAUGAAGGCAUCGGGUUCACUGGAAAUAACAAAGGAAUAUGGUUUACAGAGUGGCUCCAUAGUAUUUUUUGCCCCUGCUGAGAAAGCCUCCACAGAGGUCAAUACAACAGCACCUCUAGUGUCAAUAAAGAAAUGCUGGGGGGUAGUGACAGCAAAAUACGGCCAAUCUUGGAAAGACCUAAGAAGAUUUACUUUGUCUACAUUGAGGGAUUUCGGGAUGGGAAAAAAAUCCCUGGAGGAGAGAGUGGGAGAAGAAGCUGGGUACCUGUGUGAUGCCUUCCAGUCUGAGCAAGGGCAGUUAUUUGACCCACAUUAUAAACUGAAUACUGCAGUUGCCAACAUAAUCAGCUUCAUUGUUUUUGGUGAUCGGUUUGACUACGAUGAUUACAAGUUCCAAAAAUUGUUAAAUCUGAAUCAAGCAAUGUUUGAAGUUGAAUCCGGAACUAUGGCCCAGAUUGCUACCGCAAUUCCCUGGCUAGCAAAACUUCCAGGUCUGGCAAAGAUGAUUUAUCGGCCUCAUGUAGAUGUGCUUGAAUAUCUACAGAAAAUUAUCUCUGACCAUCAGAAAACAUGGAAUCCUGCAUGCACAAGGGAUCUCAUAGAUGCCUUUACGCUUCAAAUGGAAAAGGCAAAAGGAGACAAAGAGAAUCAUUUUAAUGAGAAGAAUCUGUUGUUUACUACAUUUGACUUAUUUACAGCUGGAUCAGAAACGUCAACCACCACCCUGAGAUGGGGGCUGCUGUACAUGUUGCAAUACCCAGAUGUCCAGAGAAAGGUUCAAGAGGAAAUAGACAAGGUGAUUGGAAAAAGCAGGAAGCCUGUGAUGGCAGAUGUUUUGCAAAUGUCAUAUACAAAUGCAGUAAUCCAUGAAAUCCAACGUUGCGCAGACCUUGUGCCUCUGUCUUUAAUUCAUAUGACAUACAGAGACACGGAAGUCCAAGGCUUUUCCAUACCAAAGGGUGUUGCUGUCUGCCCCAACCUGUCCUCAGUGCUUAAAGAUGAAAAAGUCUGGGAGAAACCAUUCCAGUUCUAUCCAGAGCACUUCCUGGAUGCGGAUGGCAAAUUUGUGAAACAAGAAGCAUUUUUACCAUUUUCUACAGGUCGCCGAGCUUGCCUAGGGGAGAGGUUGGCGAGGAUGGAACUUUUUCUCUUCUUCACGUCUCUCCUGCAGCGCUUCUCGUUUCAGAUCCCUGACGGAGAGCCUUGCCCACGGGAUGAUCCUAUUGUUUAUAUAGUGCAGAUCCCACACCCUUAUAAACUCUGUGCCAAGAUUAGAUAAAUUACAUUGCAUUAUGUUUCUCAUAUACAAUAUGAUGAAUAUGCAUUAUAAUGUAAAUAUGGCAGUAUUAAUUAUUUACAUUUUGGGCCGGAGGGGGGCAGAUUAAAGGUGCAAAUCAUUAAUAAACCAUGAAACAUAGAAUAACAAAACUAAUAGCAAUGUUUCUGUGAUUUCUUCCAUGAACAAUGUACUGAGCCAGGUUGGGCUGCCCUAGUGGGAUCCUAGUGGGACCAAAUAUGGGAUAACCCAUGAACCCUUUUUAUUUCCACAAUAAGCCUAUAUAACCCCUAUACCAUUUACCAAUGUCUCCAUCUAAUUAUUGUGAGAUUGGGCCUUUGAUUCUAUGUUCUCUGGUGGGUCCUAGGAGACCCAUUCUGACACAGCUAUUCAUUUCAAGGUGCACUCCUAAGGUAACAUAUUAAAUUAUUGUUGAUGUCUCAUAUUAGAAAGUGAGUUCUUGAAUAAAAUGCUGCUUGUGGGUGA
Molecule: messenger RNA, 2286 nt
Organism: Xenopus tropicalis (tropical clawed frog)
Lineage: Eukaryota; Metazoa; Chordata; Amphibia; Anura; Pipidae
Exons: 10
Coding region: 451-1803 (450 amino acids)
Cellular component (GO): membrane; endoplasmic reticulum membrane
Molecular function (GO): oxidoreductase activity, acting on paired donors, with incorporation or reduction of molecular oxygen; monooxygenase activity; oxidoreductase activity, acting on paired donors, with incorporation or reduction of molecular oxygen, reduced flavin or flavoprotein as one donor, and incorporation of one atom of oxygen
Source: RefSeq, a predicted model, not a curated record